Molecule: messenger RNA, 906 nt
Organism: Onychostoma macrolepis
Lineage: Eukaryota; Metazoa; Chordata; Actinopteri; Cypriniformes; Cyprinidae
Exons: 5
Coding region: 1-765 (254 amino acids)
Biological process (GO): immune response
Cellular component (GO): external side of plasma membrane
Source: RefSeq, a predicted model, not a curated record
AUGGUUUUGCCUGUUUUUUUGUUGUUUUCCUCUGUUUUAAGCGAUGCACAGCAAGAGAAGCACUGCCUCCACUACAUGUUUACUAUCAUGAUAAAAGCAGACACUCUGCCAGUGUUCAGUGCUGUGGGUGAAUCUGACGACAUACAGAUCUCUCACUACAGCAUUGAAGAGCAAGUCUGGAUAAGAGAGAACCUGACUGAAGAUGACUGGAGCGAAGCUCCUGAAGGACCUCCUGAAACUACAGACUGGUAUCUAGAUCUGAUCAAGAUCCUGUCAAACUGCACUGAGUCUUCUGAGCUCCGUGUUCUUCAGAGAAUAAUUGGCUGUGAACUGGAGAAACUUCCUGAUGGAUCAGUGAAUCUGACACCGGUUGAUGAAUUUAGAUUUGAUGGAGAGGAUUGCGUUGUUGAUACAAGCACAAAUGCCAAAGAAACCAAAAUCAAGUGGGACAGUCAAAUAAAACUUCAAGCAUUCAUCAAUACCUGCCUGGACUGGAUCACCACAUUUAACAACACAAAAAAGAAUUCACCAGAUGUUCAUGUGUUUGCGAGGAAAGCUUCCGAUGAUCACAGUAAGCUGGUUCUGAGCUGUCUGGCCACUGGUUUCUACUCCAGAGAUAUUGAGAUGAACAUCAGAUUGGACAGAAUUAACAUUGUGAACCAAAUAUCAUCUGGAAUCAGACCAAAUAAUGAUGAAACCUUUCAGAUGAGAACCAGUGUGGAGAUCGACAGAAAUCACAAAGGAUCUUAUGACACAGCAGCCUGACAGAACCAGCUUCAGUAAAAUGGGAUGGCAGAUGUUCUGACUGUGAAACAGAAUCUCAGUGGCCUGUUACAGUAGGAAUAGUAAUAUCAGCUGUAGUUUUAGUUGUAGUCCUUACUGUGUUUCAUCGCUGCAUCAACAAAA